UAAGAAGAGCUCACCUGAACGAGAAACGAGUUAUUUCACACGGAUCGAGCAGAGCGGAAUGUCAGGAUCAGUAGUGCGGAGGAGUGCAGCAUUGAGGGCCCUUGCGUUCGGGGCCCUGAUAGUACUGGUUUCUGGAGGACCCAGACCCGAACACAGGAGCGAGCAGCAUCAGAGAGAACAGGCGGAAUGGACACAGAGACUUCAGUAUCCAGCGGGAAACGAUGCUCAGCGCGUUCAGUUUCCAGACUUUCACGACACACAGCGCGUUCAGUUCCCUUCAAUUGACGAUCCACAGAGAUGUCCUGCUGGUCACUAUCUGGACAGAAGUGGUCCGACUGCUCGUUGUGUUCGCUGCUCCUGUAACGGCUUCUCUAACGAGUGUGAGGAAAACACCGGCCGAUGUCUGAACUGCCGUGAUAAUACAGCAGGUGAUCACUGCGAGCGCUGUAAAGAGGGAUAUUACUUAAACGCAGCUCAGAGAUGCAGCGUGUGUCCAUGUCCUCUCAGCAACAACGCCAACAAUUUUGCAUUUGGAUGCACUGAAACCGAUGGCAGACUUCUGUGUCUGUGUAAAGACGGUUACACAGGUGAAAGAUGCGAGCGAUGUGCUCCGGGAUAUUACGGCGAUCCUCUGGUCUACGGUGGAUACUGUCGUCCAUGCAACUGCCCUGGAAACCUGUGUGACUCCAAGACCGGAGUGUGUAGGAAUUCUCUGGAGCUCCAAGACACAAAUACAGAAGAGCAGUGUGAAGAGUGUGAUGAUAACUGUGCACAGACAUUACUGGCUGAUCUGGAGAAGCUUGACAUUGAGCUCAGAAGAAUUAAAGAUGAAGUCGAUUUCAACUCCCUCAGACCUUCAUCAAAAGAACACCUGAGGAAGCUUGAAGAAACCAUUACUGCCACAACGAAUCUGGUGAACACGUACAACUUCACCAUCGACAAUCAGGUGCCUAAAGUUAACCAGCUAGAGCGAGAUGUUAUUAAUCUGUCUGAAGAUAUGGACAAUCUGAAAGAACAGGCCAGGAAGCAAUCUGAGGAUUCGCAGAAAGCUCUUGCUAAUGCUGAAAGCAGCCACCAAAGAGCAAAAGAUCUGGACACUGAGACACAGAACCUCCUCAGAAAAAUACAAGAGCUCCUGAAGCAGCUGAUGGACUCAAACAGCAGUGGAUCAGCUCUGCCCAACUCCGACUUAGCCAAACUCCUGGAGCAGUCACAGAACAUGGUGAUGGAGAUGCAAAAGCGAAGCUUCACCACGCCGAAAGAAGCAGCUAAGAAAGAGCAAGCUGAAGCAAACAAAUUUCUAGAGAAUGUUAAAAAGAUCAUAAAUCAGUGCGACGAGAAUGAGGCGGCGUCCAAACGUGUUGAUGGUCUACUGAGCAACUAUGCGGCCAAAAUGAAAGAGUUAGAGGAUUUGCUGAAACAGGCUGAAAAUAUGGUGAAGAAAGCCGACAAUCAGAAUGACAUCAACGCUGAAGGCCUUAAAGAUAUUCUGAAACGAGUGAAAGAUCUGGAGCAUGAGAGGGACCUUGUCCAGAGUCAGAUUGUUCUUGCAGUCGAUCAGUUGAAAGAAACUGAGGACAUGCUGAAAAUGCUCGAUGACAGCAAAACGGAAUAUGAACAGCUUGCGGCGCAGCUCAACGGAGCAAAGACUAAACUCAAGGAUAAAGUCCGUACCAUCUCACAAGCGGCAGCCAAAGAGAAAAUAGUCAAACAGGCAGAAGAACAUGCAGAAAACAUGCAGAAACUGGCCAAACAGCUACAAGAUGCUGUACAGAAUGUGAGUGGGCGCUCUGGUGUGCAAACCGCUCUCUCUGGGAUAGAGGCGUACAAAAACAUCACAGACGCUGUCAACGCUGCAGAGGAGGCGGCGAAGAAGGCCAAAGAGGCGGCAGACAAAGCGCUCAAUGAUGUCAGUGAAGGAGACUUAAUCAACAGGGCCAAAAAUCUGAAAAAUGAUAGCAAUAACCUACUUAAAGAUGCCAAAAAUGCAGUUAAAGAUCUUAAAGGAGCAACUAAAGACCUCAAUAAUCAGAAGGAACGCCUGCAAACUGCUGAGGAGAAAAAGAAAGCACUGGAAAAGGAGUUGCUCGCUAUUCAGGAGGGUUUAAAAGGAAUUCAGAGAGAUGACAUUGGUGAUAUUAUCGGCGCGGCUAAGGAAGCGGCAGCGGCAGCCAAUCGCUCCACGAGUGACACAGUGGAGCAGCUAAACAACAUCAAAGCAGAAGUGAGCAAGAUCUCCAUUAGUCCUUCUGUCUCUAAUAUGGACAGUGUUCUCAAUAACGUGGAAAUGACCGUCAAAAAUCUGAGCGGCUCCAUCCCGUCCCUGCUGGAUAAAAUAGAGGAGAUCAAUUCUCAGAUUAGCGCCGGGAACAACGUGUCUGAUAAUAUUAAUCAGAUAAAGGAGCUGAUCGAGCAAGCGCGAGAGGCUGCUAACAGAAUUGUUGUGCCCAUGAAGUUCACCGGUAAAGGGCAUGUAGAGCUUCGUCCGCCUCAAGACAUAGACGACCUGCGGGCGUACACCACUCUCUCCCUGUCCCUCCAGAGACCCGAGAAACCCCUCGGUCGAGGCGAUGAGAGCAGACGGCGCCGGCGUCAGACAUAUGAAGACAAUCUGUUCGUCAUGUACCUUGGAAAGAAAGACGCAUCCGGAGACUACAUCGGCAUGGCUCUUCGCAAUAACAUCCUGCACGUCAUUUAUAAGCUCAAUGGAAAGGAGUACGAUAUGCAAGCAUCCAGCAUCACUGAGUCCUCAUCUGACGUGGCUUUCUUCGACAAAAUCGACCUUUACAGAAUUUAUCAAGAUGCACAAGUCAUUCAAACAAAGCAGUACACGUCAAUCAAUCCAAAGCCUCCACAGCUGAUACAAAACCCGGGUCAACUGACUCACAACCUGCUGGAUCUCAGUCCAGAGAAGGUGGUCUUCUAUGUCGGAGGAUAUCCAGAUGACUUCAGACCACCGGCCUCUCUCAACUAUGGCAAAUACAAGGGCUGCAUUGAGUUUUCCACCUUCAAUGACAAAUUCAUCAGUCUGUACAACUUUAAGAACGCUGUUAAUAUUAACUUAGAGACACCUUGCAAGAGACAAAUCCCACUAACGAUCUCAGAGUCAGACUACUACGAAGGCACCGGUUACGCCAAAGUCCUGCUUGAAAAAUUCCCCAACUUUCUGCAGAUCAGUCAGAAAAUGGAAACCAGAACUAAGGAUGCUCUUUUGCUGUAUUUUGGAGACGAGAAUGACGACUUUUUCUACAGCGUCUCUCUUGAGAACGGUUACGUUGUUCUGCGUGGCCAAAACAAAGAUAAUAUUUUAGAGCCAGUCAGAAGUCAGGAUGUGGCAAGCCUUUCUCCGGAAACCGAUGUGAAAGUUUGGAUUAUUGCAGGAAGAGAGUUUAAAGUCCGAGUAGGGAACACAGAGGUCAAAAGGACGGACGUCAUUCCACAAGCGUUCAAGUACUACUACAUCGGCGGAUUACCCAAAAAUUUGCGUGAGAGAUACAACAUCACUAGCCCAGCUCUGAAAGGCUGUGUGAAAAUCGGUACAGCCGCCGGCUCCACCCCGAGCAUUGAAGAGAAAGUGGGCGUCGGCAGAGGCUGCACUAAUGAGCUCCUGAUGGUCAGGAAGGCUGAAUUCAGCCUCGGCAGUUCAUUGGAGAAACUCCAUGAAGACUUCAGCUUAGACGUUGUCAGUCUGUCACUGGGCUUCAAGAGUACAAAACCAGACGGCAUCCUGCUGCAGAACAGCAAAAAUAAUAAAAACAUUGAGCUUUCUAUGGAGAACGGAUACGUGCUCCUGAAAUUCCAGGGCAGCGUCUGGAAGUCUACUAAGCAGUAUCAGGAUGGUGAAUGGCAUUAUCUCACUGUUUCUGGACAGGACCAAGACAUUGAACUUCGAAUCGAUGAAGAAGAUGUUGGCCAGCAAGAGACGGGAUCUUCAUCUGGACUGUAUUCAUCCAGCGUAACCCUGGGCAAAGACACAUUCAAGGGCUGCAUAUCCAACCUUUACCUGAAGAGAAGUGAUUCUCUAUACAGAGCGGAGGAUCUGAGCGGAUACUCUGCCACAGGAAACGUGCUGUUGAACACAUGCAGCGCCACACGCAAUAUGUAGUUAUCAGCAGAGACAAGGAGUAGCUGACGUAGACAUUUCACAUGGAGAUGUUUGGAAGAAAUGCUGUUAUAUUACAACAUAACCAUCUCACUUUAACCAACUGCUACAUUUCAUUAUUUCAGUUUGCAUAAUUAAAGAUAUUUUCAUGGCACAUCUGUGGUAGUUUUCAUGUCAAGGCCCAGUUUUUGAUACGGAAAUUGUAUUUUAAAAGAAUCAGAUAACAAUUGUGCGCUACUGGAAACCUUUGCUGUGUUACUGUGCUCAUGUAAGUUGGCAUCAGAAUAUUUUCCUGUACUUUUCCACCACAUGUUAGAUUAUGCAUUGUGUUUAACAGCAUUUCAUGGUGAUGAAAUACAAUGAAAUGGAAUAAAAUUUAUCAAAUAAAACUCUUUUGCAUUG
Molecule: messenger RNA, 4504 nt
Organism: Labeo rohita (rohu)
Lineage: Eukaryota; Metazoa; Chordata; Actinopteri; Cypriniformes; Cyprinidae
Product: laminin subunit alpha-3
Exons: 31
Coding region: 59-4105 (1348 amino acids)
Biological process (GO): regulation of cell adhesion; regulation of embryonic development; axon guidance
Cellular component (GO): basement membrane
Molecular function (GO): signaling receptor binding; extracellular matrix structural constituent
Source: RefSeq, a predicted model, not a curated record